ACAGAGGAGGGAUUGUUUGUGGGGCCGCACGAGGCAGCAACAAACUCAAGGAGCGACACUGCAGUAAACACGCCUUGCCCUGUGAGCGCUGGGGAGUUUCAGGAGAGCAGCCGGAUGCACCCCGCACAGCUGGAAGCUAGCCCGGCCCACAGAGUUCUGGACCAAAGGCUGGUCGCCUUCUAGAGAAUACUAAUGCUCACCCUUUGACUUUUGGUCGAGAGAGUCGUGCUGAGCUGGCCGCCGCCUGCCUCAUUGGCCUUUGCAACAGCGCAGGGAAAAGCAUCGGGGCUCCUCCUGCCUGGGGAAGAAUGCCGACGGUGGAUGACAUCCUAGAGCACAUAGGGGAGUUCAACUUUUUCCAGAAACAAACAUUUUUCUUCCUAGCGCUGCUGUCUGCCGCGUUCACCCCCAUCUACGUGGGCAUCGUCUUCCUGGGCUUCAUCCCGGACCACCGCUGCCGGAGCCCCGGCGUGGCUGAGCUGAGCCGGCGAUGCGGCUGGAGCCUGGAGGAGGAGCUGAACUACACGGUGCCGGGCCUGGGGCUGGUGGGCCAGGCCUUCCCCCAGCAGUGCCUCCGCUACGAGGUGGACUGGAACCAGAGCACCCUCGGCUGCGUGGACCCGCUGGCCGGCCUGGCCGCCAACCGGAGCCACCUGCCGCUGGGCCCCUGUCAGCACGGCUGGGUGUAUGACACGCCCGGCUCCUCCAUCGUGACCGAGUUUAACCUAGUGUGCGGCAACUCCUGGAUGCUGGACCUGUUUCAGUCAGCUGUGAAUGUGGGAUUUUUUGUCGGUUCUAUGUGUAUCGGCUACAUAGCAGACAGGUUUGGCCGUAAGCUCUGUCUCUUGAUUACAAUCCUCAUAAACGCGGCGUCUGGAGUGCUCAUGGCCGUUUCCCCGACCUACACGUGGAUGCUAAUUUUUCGCUUGAUCCAAGGACUGGUCAGCAAGGCAGGCUGGUUAAUAGGCUACAUCCUGAUUACAGAGUUUGUCGGGCUGAGCUAUCGGAGAACAGUGGGGAUUUUUUACCAAGUGGCCUUCACCAUUGGGCUCCUGGUACUUGCUGGGGUGGCGUACGGGCUUCCGCACUGGAGGUGGCUUCAGCUGACGGUGACUCUGCCCAACUUCUGCCUCUUGCUGUAUUACUGGUGUGUACCUGAGUCUCCGAGGUGGCUGAUCUCCCAGAAGAAAAGUGCUAAAGCCAUGAGAAUCAUUAAGCACAUUGCAAAGAAAAAUGGAAAAUCCCUGCCUGCCUCGCUCCAGAGCCUCCGACCCGAUGAGGAAGUUGGCGAGAAGUUGAACCCUUCAUUUCUUGACUUGGUCAGAACCCCUCAGAUAAGGAAACACACUUUGAUCUUGAUGUAUAACUGGUGAGGAAUACUUUUCACUUUAAAAUCGCUCCAAAUUCUUUUCACUCCAAUUAUCGACAUAAAGGGAGGAACCAAUAUCUACCUGGAUUUCUUCUACUCUGCCCUGGUUGAGUUCCCAGCCGCCUUCAUCAUCAUCCUCACCAUUGACCGCAUAGGUCGCCGGUAUCCGUGGGCUGCAGCAAAUAUGGUGGCAGGGGCAGCCUGUCUAGCCUCGGUUUUUAUCCCUGAGGAUCUACCAUGGCUGAGAGUUACAGCCGCGUGCUUGGGGCGGAUGGGAAUUACAAUGGCCUAUGAGAUGGUUUGCCUGGUCAACGCCGAGCUGUACCCCACGUUCAUCAGGAACCUUGGGGUCCUCGUCUGCUCCUCCAUGUGUGACAUCGGUGGCAUCAUCACACCUUUCCUGGUGUACCGGCUCACUGACAUCUGGCAUGAGCUCCCGCUGGUGGUUUUUGCGGUGGUUGGCUUGGUUGCCGGAGGGCUGGUGCUGUUGCUUCCAGAGACCAAAGGGAAGGCUUUGCCAGAGACCAUUGAAGAAGCUGAAAACAUGCAGAGAUCAAGAAAAAACAAAGAAAAGAUUAUUUACCUCCAAGUCAAGAAACUAGACACCCCACUAAAUUAAGAAGAGAGAGCUACUCUGGCCUGCUUUGAUAAAACAAGCCCAGAAUCAGAGGUUCCUACGCUCAUCAUAAAACCCAUUCAAUUCAACCUGACUUCUUUUGAACACUAUUAAGCUUGAUCAAUAACCAAAUGGAGUUUGUUGUACUGCUGUAUAAAAAUCUGCAUAUGGGACCAGGUCCUGCAGUCUUCUCUUCCUUGAACACUUUUCAUGACCUCAUCUUAUGUAGGUGCCUUAAGAGGGGAUGCCAGUACUCCUCAAGACCAAUCAUUGCCCCCAGAUGUGUGCAGAGUAGAUUCUAGAAUGUCUCAAGGGAAGAAUUCAGAAGUCUAUCUAGGAAAGAGAGAGCUUACACAUGAAAAGAAUUUCAAGAUUUUGUAAGUUAUAUCGGCAGAAAUCCAGGGAAUAGUUUGGGAAUGAAUUAUGAUCCUAAGCUCAGGAGGCUGAAACAUAAUAAUGGAUCAGGUCACAUUCAUUGGUAUGUGUAUUCUGAGCCAAGAUUCUAGAUUUAAGGUGCUGCCUGGAGCAUCUAGCAUUGGCUCCAGUAGUUAGCAGAUCAACAACAUUAGAAAAGAUAUAAGAGAGGGUGGGAUAUAGCUCAAGUGGUAGAAUGCAUGCUUGGUAUGCACAAGGUCCUGGGUUCAAUCCCCAGUACAUCCUCUAAAAACAAAUAACAAACCUGAUUACCUCCCCCACAAAAACAAAAACAAAAAAACAUAUUCCUAGGAUUUAUACUUUGGAAUCUUAAGGCAUGGACACCAUCAAUAUUACUGGAUGAAUCAAAAAAAAAAAGAUAUAAGGGAGUGUUUCCAUGAUUUGAAAUAAGGAGAACUUUUUAGGCAA
Molecule: messenger RNA, 2828 nt
Organism: Vicugna pacos (alpaca)
Lineage: Eukaryota; Metazoa; Chordata; Mammalia; Artiodactyla; Camelidae
Source: RefSeq, a predicted model, not a curated record